Molecule: messenger RNA, 585 nt
Organism: Tarenaya hassleriana
Lineage: Eukaryota; Viridiplantae; Streptophyta; Magnoliopsida; Brassicales; Cleomaceae
Product: copper transport protein ATX1-like
Exons: 3
Coding region: 101-415 (104 amino acids)
Molecular function (GO): metal ion binding
Source: RefSeq, a predicted model, not a curated record
CCUUCCCUAUAAAGAGGAAGAGACAUCACCUCCUCCUUCAUACAACUCGAGAAUUAAUCACUUGUCCACUAAGGAAAUUAAAGCUUCUUCAUCUGCGAUCAUGUCUAAGACCGUUGUGCUAAAGGUCGGUAUGUCAUGCCAAGGCUGCGUCGGUGCGGUGAAUAGAGUUCUCGGGAAAAUGGAAGGAGUGGAAUCAUUCGACAUCAACCUCAAGGAGCAGAAGGUGACGGUGAACGGAAACGUCGAGCCAGGAGCGGUUCUCGAGACGGUUUCGAAGACGGGGAAGCCGACCGCUUUCUGGCCUGCGGAAGAAGCAGAGGCUGAGCAGCCAAAGCCUGUUGAAGCCGAGACGGAGACCGCACCCGUCGAUGGCAAGACUGAGCCGACCACCGAACCUGCCGUAGCAGCAGCUUGACUUAUCUCGUUUCACUCUAUUGUUGAUGGGUCACACACAUAUACACACAUAUAUAUACAUACAUAUGGUGUGAUACAAGCAACUCUUUUUAGUACCUCCUAUGUUUCUUGAAAUGUUUAACUCUAAUAAAUGGCACCCUAUAAAACGUUGAGGUACGGUCGCUUGCUUUA